This is a messenger RNA of Prorocentrum cordatum, 252 nucleotides long. NCBI's taxonomy places the organism in Eukaryota, Dinophyceae, Prorocentrales, Prorocentraceae. The record is from the annotation of a GenBank genome assembly.
GCUCUCUCUGUCCGCGGGACCAUCGCGCUGGAACAGCCGAACACGAGUUCCAUGUACAAGUACCCCAGGGUGGCCGACGUCUUGGCUAAAUUCAACUUCCAGAUGGCGAGCUUCCGCAUGAUUGCCUUCGGUGCCACGCCGUGGAAACCAACUCUCUGCGCGAUGAGCACGCACCUCGUUGACUGGGCGCAGUGCUUCGAGAUCGAGGCCAAGCUGAAGGCCAAAGAGGUCGUCGCCGAGAUCAAGCAGCAU